Molecule: messenger RNA, 486 nt
Organism: Manduca sexta (tobacco hornworm)
Lineage: Eukaryota; Metazoa; Arthropoda; Insecta; Lepidoptera; Sphingidae
Exons: 1
Coding region: 1-486 (161 amino acids)
Source: RefSeq, a predicted model, not a curated record
AUGGAGGACGUCUUCAAGACUCUGGACUGGACUGCACGAGGCGUCAACGUCAAUGGAGAGCGCAUCUCACAUCUUCGUUUCGCAGACGAUAUAGUAAUCUUUGCAGAGACGCUGGAAGAGCUUAGCGGAAUGCUGAACGACCUAGGUGGGUCCUCUCGGCGGGUCGGUCUCGGCAUGAACUUGGACAAAACCAAGGUCAUGUUCAAUAAACAUGUCGUGCCGGGACCGAUAUCUGUCGACGGCAUCCCCCUCGAGGUUGUGCAGGAUUACGUCUACCUUGGCCAGACUAUCCAACUAGGCCGGCACAACUUUGAGAGGGAGGCUGAUAGGAGGAUUCGGUUGGGCUGGGCAGCAUUCGGCAGGUUUCGUCGUCUUUACGUCGACGAUUCCACAAUGCUUGAAGACGAAAAUCUUCGAGCAUUGCGUCCUACCGGUGAUGACGUAUGGUGCCGAGACGUGGACACUGACGGUAAGGCUAGUCCAUAA